AUGCAGCGCAUAUGUGUGGUUUUAGUUUUAAUCUACAUAACAGCAGUCACCGCACAAAAUAUCGUAUGCUAUUACGACAACCGGUCGGCCAGCUAUAGUACGCCAACGUUUCCGAGAAACCUCAGCCCAACAAAUUGCACUCAUUACAUUUACGAUGGGGUUGGUGUGACGGCCCAGGGCGAUAUACGCAUAUUGAGCAGCUACGACACAACAUCUGGAUUUGACGAAUUUCUGAGCCUUCGCCGAACCACUUCCAAGCUGUACGUGCUGCUUAGUUCGGAUCGUGAUGGCGGCAAGAACUUGACCAACGCGAUUGCGGGGCGCAGUGAAAAGUUAGUGAACAACCUCGCUAUCUUUCUGGAACAGUACAACUUUGACGGUGUGGAAAUCGACCGACGCACCAAUGAUUUCGAUAAGGGCGCGUUGGCCAGAUUCAUCAACAGACUUCGUUCGAGGCUGUACAUGAUUAACAAGCAACUGUCCGUGGCCGUUUCGCCACAGUUCACCGAUGCGUACGAUAUCACUUCGCUAAGCUUGUAUGCUGAUAUGAUAAAUCUUCACGCGUACAACUUUACGAGCACCGCCGGCAACACCGUCGUCGCAAAUCUUGCUCCACUGUUUUCCAGCACACCCAACAAUGUCGUCAGUGUGAACUCGACGGUAACAUCUUGGCUGGCGGCUGGUGCCCGCCGGAGCAAAAUGAACCUCGUAGUGGCCACUUAUGCCCGGACGUACGUACUGGCAAGCGAGGAUCAGCGGGGUGUGGGAGCGCGUAGUACGGGCCCGGGUGACGCCGGUUCCAACACGAAACGAGCGGGCCUGCUCGCCCGGUACGAGGUUUGCAACUUGCUCAAUGAGUACAGCCCCGUGAGCGAUAGUGUCACGGCUACCACGUAUUACUUCAAAGGCAAAAAUUGGAUUUCCAUCGAGACGGAGGACAUGCUGGUGCAAAAGUUCACCUAUGUGCUCGAUAACACGCUCGCCGGCGUAGGUGUCUUUACACUUGAUCUGGACGAUGUGAGCAACACGUGCGGCAACGGUGCCUAUCACAUCGUGGACCUUGCCCGCCAGUACUUUGCAGAGGGCUAG
Molecule: messenger RNA, 1089 nt
Organism: Anopheles maculipalpis
Lineage: Eukaryota; Metazoa; Arthropoda; Insecta; Diptera; Culicidae
Product: probable chitinase 10
Exons: 7
Coding region: 1-1089 (362 amino acids)
Biological process (GO): chitin catabolic process; carbohydrate metabolic process
Cellular component (GO): extracellular region
Molecular function (GO): chitin binding; chitinase activity
Source: RefSeq, a predicted model, not a curated record